AUUUAUGCUCUUUAUACAUUUUCAAAAUGUAAAGAUCCACAACAAGAGGAAUGGGUUUGUUCUUAGUCCUAUUCCCCGACCACAACAACAACGACUCUUCUUCUUAUUAUUCUCCGGCAAAAACUACCUUCCGCUCCAAAUUAUCCUCUCGUCUUCUCCUCUCCAAGGCUGAAUCCACAAUCUCAAGCUGCAUCAUCCUCCUCUUCCUCACUCUCUUCCUCUUCACUCUCUCUACAUUCGAAGAACCUUCCUCUCGUUUUCCCGCCAUUUCUUCUCCUCACUGGCGAUUUCUCCUCAACCGCAACAUCAUCUCUCGUCGUUUCGCUCUACAAGGAAUGGGUACUCUGUUUCUAAGAGGAACCAAGAGCAUGCACGAUUUAAUCAUUGCUCAUAUCGCUUCCGUUACAACGGAGAACGAUCUCCGUCUCUUUAUACGGUUGCUUCACCGCUCCGGAGUUACUUCAAAAUCCGACGUCGUUUUACUCUUCAAUUCACCUUCAUCCACUACAAGAUUCACCGAGUUGAUCGAACAAGAGAACAACUCGUUCUUAAAGCUCGUUCAUGUUCAUCGGAAUGAUUCGAUGACAUCAUCAUCAUCAUCAUCUGAGCAUGUUAUUUGGGGGAAGAAGAGUCGUCAUCGAGCUAAUUAUAACUCGAACGAGCUGACUCAUGGCUCGAUAGUUGGUUUCGACGUAACUGAGUUGGAUCCUGAAAACUCUUUAUCCGGGUUUAUGGAUCAAGUUCCGUUAAGCUUGAGGAGAUGGGCUUGUUACCCAAUGCUUCUUGGUCGAGUACGACGCAGUUUCAAACACGUUAUGCUUGUUGACGCUAAAACUUCAUUUUUCAUCGGUGACCCGUUUACCCGGAUUCGUAACCGGAGCCCCGACUCAGUCCUCUUCUUCUUCUCAAAACACAAGAACGCCUCCGAGGUUAAUCCGGAGAUUUUGAUCGGUGGAGCUAAAGGAAUCAGGAGAUUGUCGAGCUCCAUGCAUACUGAGAUUGUGAGAGCGACGAUGAUGAAGAAGAACUCGGUUACGGAAGUAACGGAAUCGGUUGUGUUGAGUCAACUCGUCGGGAAUGUUCAUAUGACGAAGAACUUUCAAGUGGUUUUAAGUGAGUCAGUGGUGCCGGAAGCGAAUUAGUUAUUAUGAAACGUAUUUGUUCAUGUUUAUACUGUUAUUAUGGCGAUAAUUAUGAAACGUAUUUGUUCAUGUGAAUUGGAUUCUUCUGUCUACGAUAAUUAAUGUUGGCAAUAUUUUUUUAAAAAAUUACAAAAAAUAUAUAAAAUUUUUGUAUUCAUUUGAC
Messenger RNA from Arabidopsis thaliana (thale cress), 1305 nucleotides. RefSeq lists its product as uncharacterized. NCBI's taxonomy places the organism in Eukaryota, Viridiplantae, Streptophyta, Magnoliopsida, Brassicales, Brassicaceae. Bases 51 to 1142 code for a protein of 363 amino acids. The transcript has a single exon. The record is from RefSeq and is marked reviewed.